AUGGUGAAUCCGCCGAGAUUGGUUUCGGGGAAUAAGUCUGUGAAUUCUGUGAAGAUAAGCUUUCGUGUACCGUAUUUUACUCAAUGGGGUGAGAGUUUGGUGGUGUGUGGCUCUGUACCAGUGCUUGGAUCUUGGAAUGUGAAGAAGGGUGUGUUGCUCAGUCCCUUUCAUGAAGGUUCUGAGCUCAUUUGGAGUGGAAGUAUUACUGUGCCAAAAGGGUUCCAAUGUGAGUAUAGUUAUUUUGUUGUGGAUGAUAAGAGAAAUAUUGUGAGAUGGGAGAUGGGGAAGAAACACCAAGUCGCGAUCCCUGAAGGUGUUCAGAGUGGUCAGGAGAUUGAGUUUCGUGAUCUUUGGCAGACUGGCUCAGAUGCUCUCCCUUUCAGAAGUGCUUUCAGAGAUGUCAUUUUUCGGCAAAGUUGGGAUUCGAGCACCAUCACAACCACGGGAGUCAACCACAUCACUUUUGAACCAGAAGCGGAAUCCAUCUUCAUCCAAUUCAAAAUUUUCUGCCCAACUAUUGAGAAAGACACAUCAAUAUACGUGAUAGGUAGCAACAUGAAGUUGGGGCAGUGGAAAGUUGAAAAUGGACUAAAACUCAGCUAUGUUGGUGAAUUUGUAUGGCUAGCUGAAUGUGUGAUGCAAAGGAGUGAUUUUCCAAUAAGAUAUAGAUAUUGUAAAUAUGACAGGUCUGGGAACGCUUCUAUAGAAAACGGUCCAAAUCGAGAAGUCUCAAUUAACUCUUCAAGAAGAGAAGCAAAAUAUAUUUUUCUUUCAGAUGGCAUGAUACGAGAAACUCCCUGGCGUGGUGCUGGCGUAGCAAUUCCUAUGUUCUCUAUUAGGUCAGAAUCUGAUCUAGGAGUUGGGGAGUUUCUUGACCUUAAGUUACUAGUUGACUGGGCUGUAGCAUCUGGUUUCCAUUUAGUUCAACUUUUACCAAUCAAUGAUACAUCUGUUCAUCAGAUGUGGUGGGAUUCUUAUCCAUACAGUUCACUCUCAGUAUUUGCACUGCAUCCAUUGUACCUGAGAGUACAGGCACUUUCUGAGAACAUACCAGAGGAGAUCAAGCAAGAGAUUGAGAAGGCAAAACAACAACUAGAUGCGAAGGAUGUUGAUUAUGAAGCUACAUUGUCUACUAAACUCUCAAUUGCGAAGAAAGUUUUCAAUCAAGAGAAAGAUUUGAUACUUAAUUCGAGUUCCUUUCAGGAGUUCUUUUCUGAAAAUGAGGGUUGGUUGAAACCCUACGCUGCUUUCUGUUUCCUGCGGGAUUUCUUUGAAACAUCGGAACGAAGUCAAUGGGGCAGUUUUGCUAAUUAUUCAGAAGAUAAGUUAGAGAAACUUGUAUCCAAGGAAAGUCUGCAUUACGAGAUAAUUCGCUUCCACUACUAUGUUCAAUACCAUCUGCAUUUACAAUUGUCGGAAGCUUCAGAAUACGCAAGAAAGAAGGGAGUGAUUCUAAAGGGAGAUCUUCCCAUCGGAGUUGACAGAAACAGUGUGGAUACUUGGGUUUAUCCAAAUUUAUUUCGAAUGAACACUUCUACUGGGGCACCUCCUGACUAUUUUGAUAAAAAUGGCCAGAAUUGGGGCUUUCCUACUUAUAAUUGGGAAGAGAUGUCAAAAGACAACUAUGGUUGGUGGCGAGCUCGAUUGACACAGAUGGGAAAAUAUUUCACAGCUUACAGGAUUGAUCACAUAUUGGGAUUCUUCCGAAUCUGGGAACUUCCAGAACAUGCUGUGACAGGUCUAGUCGGAAAAUUCCGACCAUCUAUUCCUCUAAGUCAGGAAGAACUUGAAAGAGAAGGAAUAUGGGACUUUAAUCGCCUGAGCCGCCCAUACAUUAGACAGGAAACAUUACAGGAAAAAUUUGGAUCUGCUUGGACAUUCCUUGCAACAACUUUUCUGAACGAAUAUGAAAAGAAUUGCUAUGAGUUCAAGGAGGAUAGCAACACAGAGAAAAAAAUUGUUUCCAAACUGAAAACUUCUGCAGAAAGUUCUCUGUUGUUGGAGAGUGAAGACAAAAUCCGGCGUAGCCUGUUUGAUCUUUUACAGAAUAUAGUUCUUAUCCGAGAUCCAGAGAAUCCAAAAGAUUUUUAUCCUCGUUUCAACCUUGAAGAUACCUCGAGUUUCCAGGCAUUGGAUGAUCAUAGCAAGAAUGUUCUCAAAAGAUUGUAUUACGACUACUAUUUCCAACGUCAAGAGAAUCUUUGGAGGCAAAAUGCGCUUAAGACUCUACCUGCACUUCUAAAUUCAUCAGAGAUGCUGGCCUGCGGGGAAGAUUUGGGCCUCAUUCCAUCUUGUGUGCAUCCUGUUAUGCAAGAACUUGGAUUAGUUGGGCUGCGCAUCCAACGGAUGCCCAAUGAAUCUGAUCUGGAAUUUGGCAUUCCUUCUAAAUACAGCUACAUGACGGUAUGUGCUCCUUCUUGUCAUGACUGUUCCACCUUGCGUGCUUGGUGGGAAGAAGACGAAGAAAGAAGGCAACGAUUUUUCAAGAAUGUGAUGGAGUCUGAUGAGUUGCCACCUGAUCAAUGCGUUCCAGAAGUUGCUCAUUAUAUCAUAAGGCAACAUAUUGAAUCCCCAUCGAUGUGGGCAAUUUUCCCUCUUCAGGACUUGUUAGCAUUAAAAGAAGAAUAUACAGCACGCCCUGCAACAGAAGAGACAAUCAAUGACCCUACAAAUCCGAAGCACUAUUGGAGAUACCGUACGCAUGUGACUCUGGAGUCAUUAAAUAAAGAUAAUGAUCUCCAAACCAUCAUUAAAGAUCUUGUACGUUGGGGUGGAAGAUCAAUUCCUCCAGAAGAAUCACAAGUUGAAGAUGCUGUCUCUGAGAAGCCACAGUUUGUCUCAACUGGCGUAAAGAUCCGUAAUCCUUCUGAAUCUAAUGGAGUUUCAUUGAAGGAUCCUUUGUCUGUCUCUUGA
Vicia faba (fava bean) is the source of this 2913-nucleotide messenger RNA. The record is from the annotation of a GenBank genome assembly. NCBI's taxonomy places the organism in Eukaryota, Viridiplantae, Streptophyta, Magnoliopsida, Fabales, Fabaceae.